This is a messenger RNA of Colletotrichum truncatum, 1506 nucleotides long. RefSeq names its product purine-cytosine permease fcy22. Gene Ontology annotation, biological process: transmembrane transport. Lineage: Eukaryota; Fungi; Ascomycota; Sordariomycetes; Glomerellales; Glomerellaceae. Gene Ontology annotation, molecular function: transmembrane transporter activity. Gene Ontology annotation, cellular component: plasma membrane. The record is from RefSeq and is a predicted model, not a curated record.
AUGGCUGACGACUUGGAGACGCAGCGCGGUCAACCGGCACACGACAAACAGACUACAGAGAUCUCGGGUGUUCAGCACACCCCGGCAACCGGCCGAAAUGUGAAGAGCAUUCUCCGCACGGUCUUGACUGCCGGGCGGGUCGAGGAGGGCGGAAUCCAGCCGAUCCCCAUCGAGGCCCGAACGACGAAAAAGUACCUCAACGCCUUUACCAUAUGGUGUUCCAUCAACACGAAUAUUCUAGGAAUCACCUUCGGCAUGCUUGGCCCGGUUUCCUUCGGGCUCAGCCUCCGAGAUUCGGCGCUGGUCAUCAUCUUUUUCAAUCUGCUCUCAACUCUUGCUCCGGCUUUCCUGUCAACGCUUGGACCUAAGACGGGCAUGCGCCAAAUGAUCCAGGCUAGAUUCAGUUUUGGUUAUUACAUUGUGUCAAUUCCUGUCCUUCUCAACCUGGCAACUCUCACUGGAUUCUGCGUCAUCAUCUGCGUCAUCGGCGGCCAAUGUAUUUCUGCCGUCUCAGAGGGCAACUUGUCGACCGCAAUCGGUAUUGUGCUGAUUGGCGUAGCGGCUCUGCUGAUUUCCUUCUGCGGAUUCAAUGUGCUUCAUUUCUAUGAAGGUUAUGCUUGGAUGCCAGCCCUUGUUGCAAUUAUCAUUGCGGUGGGCUGCGGUGGAAAUCAGCUCAAAAACCAGGCCACGCCGGAGCCUGCUACCGCAGCUCAGGUUCUCAGCUUUGGUGGUGUUAUCGCCUCGUACAUGAUUCCGUGGGCUUGUAUUGCAUCUGAUUUGACCACCUAUUUCGACCCAACCCCGCGUCUGGCAUCAUACCGCAUCUUCGCCUACAGCUACCUUGGCUUGGUUGUGCCUACGAUCUUGCUCAUGACUCUGGGUUCCGCUAUUGGCGGCGCCAUGAGCAACAUUCCGGAAUGGCAGGAAGGUUUCGAUACCACCCUUGUCGGCGGUGUCCUGGGAGCGAUGCUUGGUCCGGCUGGUGGCUUCGGAAAGUUUAUCUUGGUGGUGCUCGCCUUCACUCUCCUGGCGAACAUAUCGGGAACGAUGUACGCCAUCACCCUGAACUUCCAGACUCUGAUUCCCGCCUUCAGAAUCCCGCGGUACAUCUUCUCCAUCGUGGUCACUGCAAUCAUCAUCCCUAUCGCCAUCGCAGCAGCCCACGACUUUUUCCUCAGCCUCGAGAACUUCAUCGCACUCAUCGGUUACUGGUCAGCUUCAUUCGUCGGCAUCGUCGUUACGGAGCACUUUGUGUUCCGUCGGGCAAAUUCCAAGUCUUACGAUGUGGAGAUCUGGAACGUGCCCUCGAAGCUGCCCUGGGGUAUUGCAGCUAUCAGUGCUGCCGCCUUGAGCUUCGGGCUGGUCGUUCCUUGCAUUUCCCAGGUCUGGUUCACUGGUCCCAUUGCGAAAACCACAGGUGAUAUCGGCUUCGAGAUUGCGUUUUGUUUGAGCGCGGUUCUAUAUAUACCCCUGCGAUACGCCGAAAAGCGCUUUUUGGGUCGCUAA